UUAGCAGUAGUCGUGUUGGUUACAUUGUCAGGAAAAUGACGUGCGUCCCGUGCAUCCGCGCCUCGUGAUAAUUCGCUCGUGUGACUCGCAGUAGGAACUCUCGCUUCGGCUCAAUCCGCUCCUUACGUUCGUACGUCACGAGGGAGUCGAGGCGGAAACGCAUACUCGUAAGACGUGAUUGAUUGUGUACUCUGUCGCACGGAUAAGCACGCGAGCCACCGCCGCCACCGCCGUCAUCAUCAUCGUCGCUACCGCUGCACGGCUAACCUAAAUAUUCGGCGGCCGUAACGUAAUUUUCUCUCUUUCUCUGUCUCUCUUUCUCCCUCUGUCUCACUCUCCUCGUUUUUUCUCUCCUUCCCCCCCAUCUUUUUCUUUUCCUCUCAGUCUCUCGAUCUCCAUCUCUCUCGCUCUCCGUGGACACGUCGUCAUCGACGACAGCCGUGCCCGUCGCACGUCAACGCGACGCAACUCCCUCGCUUCGUGUGCUAACAACGCGAGCCGCGAGAAUCCCGUAGCGAGGAUAUCCCGCAGCGGAUUCGUGAGUGCAUGUCGCGCGGACACGUCGCGCUUCGAACAGUGCGUCUGAAUCGCGGUGGAGUGCGCGCCGCGCUUCUUCCGUCGUCCUCAUCGCCGUCGGCUCAUCACGCGGAACCACCGUUGCGUUUCGUAAUUUCGCACGGAGGCGGAACACCGCGGGACAGUCCCCUGCGCCGCGACAACACCUUUGAAAUUGUUAGUGUGAAUGAACGUAUACAAUCACUGAGCGGAUAACAUUGGUGAAGUAUCAACGAAGCAGUAACCAUGGAGGACGGCCAUUCUAAAACCGUGGAAGAGGUGGUAAAUUACUUCGGUGUCGAUUCUGAAAAAGGACUGUCUCCGGAUCAAGUCAAGAGGAACCAGGAGAAGUAUGGUCUCAACGAAUUGCCAGCUGAGGAGGGAAAAUCCAUCUGGCAACUCGUCUUGGAACAGUUCGAUGACCUUCUAGUUAAGAUUCUUCUAUUAGCUGCUAUAAUUUCUUUUGUAUUAGCCUUAUUUGAAGAGCACGAGGAUGCGUUCACGGCCUUCGUCGAACCCUUCGUCAUCCUGCUCAUCCUUAUCGCCAACGCCGUGGUCGGCGUCUGGCAGGAACGAAAUGCCGAGUCCGCGAUCGAGGCGCUCAAGGAGUACGAGCCCGAGAUGGGUAAAGUCGUGCGAUCGGACAAAUCUGGCGUGCAGAGGAUCCGGGCCAAGGAGAUCGUACCCGGCGACAUCGUGGAGGUGUCGGUCGGCGACAAGAUCCCAGCCGACAUCCGUCUCUCCAAGAUUUUCUCGACCACCCUCAGGAUCGACCAGUCUAUCCUGACUGGCGAAUCAGUGUCUGUCAUCAAGCACACCGACCCGGUGCCCGACCCACGCGCUGUCAAUCAGGAUAAGAAGAACAUCUUGUUCUCUGGUACCAACGUCGCUGCUGGAAAGGCCCGCGGUGUCGUUAUUGGAACCGGCUUGAACACGGCCAUCGGUAAAAUCCGUACUGAGAUGUCGGAGACCGAGGAAAUCAAGACGCCGUUGCAGCAGAAAUUGGACGAGUUCGGUGAACAGCUGUCGAAGGUUAUCUCUGUGAUUUGCGUCGCCGUAUGGGCCAUAAACAUCGGCCACUUCAACGAUCCGGCUCAUGGCGGAUCCUGGAUCAAGGGUGCCAUCUACUACUUCAAGAUUGCCGUCGCUCUUGCCGUAGCCGCUAUUCCUGAGGGUUUGCCCGCUGUAAUUACGACUUGCUUGGCCCUGGGCACCAGGCGUAUGGCCAAGAAGAACGCCAUUGUGCGAUCCCUGCCGUCCGUAGAGACUCUGGGCUGCACGUCUGUCAUCUGCUCCGACAAAACUGGCACUCUGACGACCAACCAGAUGUCUGUCAGCCGAAUGUUCAUCUUUGACAAGGUCGAGGGUAACGACAGCAGCUUCCACGAGUUCGAGAUCACCGGGUCGACUUACGAACCCAUUGGCGAGGUUUUCCUGAGGGGACAGAAAAUCAAGGGACAGGAUUACGAAACGUUACACGAGAUUGGCACUAUCUGCAUUAUGUGCAAUGACUCCGCUAUCGACUUCAACGAGUUCAAACAGGCAUUCGAGAAGGUCGGCGAAGCCACCGAGACCGCCCUGAUCGUACUCGCGGAGAAGAUCAACCCGUUCGGUGUCCCGAAGACCGGUCUCGAUCGCCGAACCGGCGCCAUUGUUGUCAGGCAGGACAUUGAGACGAAAUGGAAGAAGGAAUUCACGCUGGAGUUCUCUCGCGAUCGUAAAUCCAUGUCGUCGUACUGCGUGCCUCUGAAGUCGUCGAAGCUGGGAACCGGACCGAAGUUGUUCGUCAAGGGUGCGCCGGAAGGUGUGUUGGACAGGUGCACGCACUGCCGCGUUGGUAGCCAGAAGGUUCCGCUCACUUCGACCCUGAAGAACCGUAUUCUCGAGCUGACCAGGCAAUACGGAACUGGUAGGGAUACCCUGCGCUGCCUCGCCCUUGCCACCGCCGACCACCCGAUAAAGCCCGAAGACAUGGAUCUCGGCGACUCCACCAAAUUCUACACAUACGAGAAGGAUCUCACGUUCGUCGGUGUGGUAGGCAUGCUUGACCCGCCUCGCAAGGAAGUAUUCGACUCGAUUGUCAGGUGCCGCGCCGCCGGCAUCCGUGUAAUUGUUAUCACUGGCGACAACAAGGCUACCGCCGAGGCCAUCUGCCGACGUAUCGGCGUCUUCGGCGAGGAUGAAGACACCACCGGAAAAUCGUAUUCCGGGCGUGAAUUCGACGACUUGCCGAUAGCGGAACAGAAGGCCGCUUGUGCCAGGUCUCGUCUCUUCUCCCGCGUAGAACCGGCCCACAAGUCCAAGAUUGUUGAGUAUUUGCAGAGCAUGAAUGAAAUUUCUGCCAUGACUGGUGACGGUGUGAAUGACGCUCCCGCUUUGAAGAAGGCUGAGAUCGGUAUUGCUAUGGGCUCUGGCACCGCGGUCGCGAAAUCGGCUUCGGAGAUGGUGUUGGCAGACGACAACUUCUCCUCCAUCGUAGCUGCUGUAGAGGAAGGCCGUGCCAUCUACAAUAACAUGAAACAAUUUAUCCGUUAUCUCAUCUCUUCCAACAUUGGCGAGGUCGUCAGUAUAUUCUUGACUGCCGCUCUUGGUCUUCCCGAGGCUCUGAUCCCGGUUCAGCUUCUGUGGGUCAACCUGGUCACUGAUGGUCUUCCAGCCACUGCUCUUGGUUUCAACCCGCCUGACUUGGACAUCAUGAGCAAGCCUCCCCGAAAAGCUGACGAAUCUCUGAUUUCUGGAUGGCUAUUUUUCCGCUACUUGGCCAUUGGUUUCUACGUAGGCGCUGCCACUGUCGGCUCGGCUGCCUGGUGGUUCAUGUACAGCCCGAAUGGUCCUCAAAUGAAUUAUUAUCAAGUGACUCACCACUUGGCGUGUAUUGGCGGUGGAGAGGAAUUCAAGGGCAUCAACUGCAAGAUCUUCUCUGAUCCUCAUCCUAUGACUAUGGCUCUUUCUGUACUGGUCACCAUUGAAAUGUUAAACGCCAUGAACAGCUUAUCCGAGAAUCAGUCGCUCAUCACCAUGCCGCCUUGGUCCAACCUGUGGCUCAUCGCCUCCAUGGCUCUUUCUUUCACACUCCAUUUCGUCAUCCUGUACGUCGAGGUUCUUUCGUCCGUAUUCCAAGUGACCCCGCUAACGGGUGAAGAAUGGCUUACCGUUAUGAAGUUCUCCAUUCCAGUGGUACUUCUCGACGAAACCUUGAAGUUCAUUGCCAGAAAGAUCACAGACGGUGAGAAUCCAAUUUACACCGUACAUUGGAUCGUUCUAAUGUGGGCUGUGUUCUUUGGACUGUUGCAUAUCUGUCCCAUAUAGAACGUCCGUGAAGUAAUAAUAUUAGUCUAGCAGACGAUGUUUUUUUCCUAUGGAAAAGCAUCUGCGACUAAAUCCUUGGACUCGCAAUUGCAUUUAACCGAAGCUCUUCCCACCGUGACGCGGGAAGGGGCGAGAUAAGUUAUUAACAAAGUGCGUUCAAGUGAGAUUUUAACAAGUUUUGACUGUUGUGCAUGGUGUUAGUUACGACCAUAUACGAGAGAUAAAAAAGAUACGCCACUAAGGCCCACCAUGCCCGCAUCAUACACCGUGCCCUGACGUCGUUCAACGAUCACGGGUUUCGAGUGGCAUCGAAUGAUCUAAGAGAGACCCCCCCGUCGUAAAUCAAAGAUUGUGAUCGUUAAAUUAUUUUCUACGAGUGCCUUUUGAACAUUCAAUUUCCUCUGCAACAAACACGAAACUGUUCAUAGAUGUUCUUUCCGAUAUAGAUAUGUUUGACGAUACUCUAUCCUUCAAUCCUUUUCCUGUGCACUAUUAUUUAUGAUUUUUUUUCCUUUUUUUCUUUCUUUUAUAUAUCUGUUUUGCACUCUUUUGUGGUUAGUGUUCGGAUAGUUGUGGCAAGUCCUGUGGCACAUUAAUGCAGAUGAGACCCACGUUAAUUUAUGUAUUCUUCCAUCUAUAUUUUUCGCCGAUAUCGAUUGCAACACAAGUUUUUGAUAUCUUAUGUAUAAUUGAUCUUCUCUCUCUUCGAUCGAUUUGAAAAGUACAAAGUUACGCCUGUCAUUUCACACCGGGGAUAAUAACUUUGGCUUCGUCGUAAACAAACAGUAUGAUACAUUUGCGACGUAUCAUAAAACAUAGAAACAUUCCUAUUAGAAUAAUACGCGCGUUAAUACAACGAGGACAAUAAAAUGUUCGACAGAAAUAUAGAUGGAACGAAGGACUCCUAAUAGUAGCAGUAGUAAUGGUAGUAGAUGUAUUAUAUUUGCCCCUUGAUUUUAUUUUCAGGCUAAUGCACGCACGCACCAAAAAAUGAGCGUAACAUUCGGUUCGCGCGAUUAACGUGCAAUCGUUUAUUAAAUUCCGCUUACAUUUUUCUUUUCCACUGCUUUCGAUGUUGCUUUGUUAUAAACCACGUUUAUUAAUGGAUUCUUAGUGUCUGAUGUGCCCGUUCCAACCCCGAAGUCCAAACCGGAGCUGUCCGAGCAUUUGCUGAAAUUCUAAAGGAAUGAUCGUGCAAGGACUUCGCGCUAACGGAUCUCAUUUUGUAUCCUGCAUACCGUGUCUUCCUUCCCAUAGAGAUAAUGCAUGCACGGUAUAAUUAACACAGCACGUUCUGUAAGAUCCUCUCUUGUUGUAAUCUAUUUUUAUUCAAUUACACAAUGUCCCACUGUGCGACGCGAUUAACGAAUUGCUUGACUCUGCAUGAAACGGAAAGGUUUAUUUUUAUGUUUUCGCGUGUUAUCAUCUUAUUUCGAGACUGUGCGUUGUUCUAGUCUGUAACGAACGAAUGAAACAAUCGUGAAGUGAAAUUUUGUAAAUAUCUACGUAAUCAAGUUUUUUUUUUUAAGAAUAAAUAUUAGCAUUCGCAAACCAGCGACGAUUAGCGUUAACCGCGAUUCGCACAGUGGGAUUCUUUCAAAUUCUUUUUUGCACUGGUUUACAACACAAAUAUCUGUCCCUAUGUGUAUAACCCAUACAUGUGAUUUAUGUAUUUGAAAGAUUUAUGCAAUGCAACAGAUUCGCGUAUUGCUAAUUUCCGGAUAUGGACUGCGAAGACUCGUAAGUGUAAGAUAAGGCAACCGUCAAAGCAGAGGAAAAUAUUUGAACAUCGUAAACCUCUCUCGUACGCGCGAAACAGACGGGGCAGUCCGUACAUUUUUUCCAAUGCAUUCGUUCAUGUUAUCAGAACAGUGUUCCGAACACGAAUACACUCGACGAUCAAUUUUGAAUAUCAAGUAGUUACGCAGUAUUAUGUGAAAAAAUUAAUAUCAAAUGACAUAAAUUUUUUUUAAUUAAUUUAUCACCGAUGAGAUUAUAUUUGGCAAAAUAGGCGCAUCAUUGUUCUCGAAAGUAUUUUUGCAUUCAGCUUCUGUUUCAAAUAUCAAAUUUAUAAGGACGUUCCCAGUCGUUAAAUUCUGACUUCAUGAAAUUUUGCAAAUAUGUAUAGGAGAGGUCGAUAAAUAAGUUUAGUGAUUUUUAACUUGCAAAAACAAUUUCAAUCAUUGCCUGACAGCAAGCGAAAAGUUUGCGUAAUAGCUUUCCUAUGUAUGUGCGCAGGAUUUCGUUAAGGAUCGGUGAUUGAUCUGCUUUGUCGAACUGUGAUAGUUUUAUUAGCAAAGAGUCAUUUAUUCGAAGUACGUCAUAAGUUACAAGGGAUCUUUCGGUUUGCUUUUCGCACUUCUGAGAUCGCAGUCUCAGAUGAAUCAAACGUAGACAUCGCCGAUCCUCAGAAUUUUUGCGUCGAGGAACGAUUCAUGGUCAGGAAAUAUUUCUCGAUCGAGUGAAUACGAGUUCGGCCACUGUGUUUAGCUACACGCGCCACAUACGAAACGAAUAAUCGGUGUCGUCACGAGUAUACGUGGGCCUUCGAUGCAUCUGACCGCUUAGUCAGUUCAUCCCUUAGAGCGUAUUCUGUCGAUGAAAGCAUAAUCCGCAUUUUAGUACGUGAAGUGUGCAACUAGCAGUCAAAGAACGGAGACUGAAGUUGAGAAAAAUCGAGAAAAUACUGACAAAAGCAGCACUUAGUCUUUCAGUCAUGCUGUUCCUUUGCUCCGUGCUAUUGGCACGUGUAAAACCCUCGUCUUUCAUGCGACAUUUCUACAAUCUUGGUUCUUUAUUACUUCAGAUCAGCAUAUCGUUGCAGAACAAGAGCAACGACAAAUUAAUCGACAGUAAUAAAGUAACGAGUUAAAGACGAUGUCGCGUCACAAGACAACGAUUUAAAAAAUCGGAGGAUACUUUCAUCAGUAGUGUACGAUUUAAGAUUUCAUCCGGAUCUUCGUAGAAACCGCCGCAAUUCAGCGUACGAAGCGCGACGCACGUCCGCUUUUCUCGGGCACGUGCAAACGCAACAAGACUGACGAUGUGCUCCGCGGAAGAGCGGACGUGUCCGCUUGCGCUUUCGGGGCGCGCGAGGCAUAAUAAUUUAAUUGCGCCGUAGCCGGGCGCGCCAAGAGUCGGCCGCAUUCUCGCGCGGCGCGAUAGUGUAAUAUAAUUAAUUAAUUAGUAAAAAUGGUUAAGGCGUGAUACUUUGGUAUGGGCAUAACUAAAACUUAAUCAGACCGAACGAGUUAGAGCGCUGCCGCACUAACGAACUUGUGUCUCGAGUAAUGUUUCGUUCCGCGAGUUACGCAAUUAAUUUUUUAGUGUGAGCUACCGGCGUGUGUCCCUCAGCUGAUACCUGUGCCGCAAGUUCUCGCUUUGCGCAUCCAUAAACACCACUUCAUGCUGAAUUCCUCGCACUUCGUAGAGUAACGAUGUUGGCGAUAAAAAAAAAAAAAAAAAAAAAAAUUUAAUUGUAUUUAAAAGUUGGUUACAAUUGAUAAAAAUUUAAAAUUUAUGAAACUCAAACUUGUUCAGAGGUAAUCUAAAUAUUUUAAACUUUGUCGAGAAACGUCUCGCGAUGCUCGUCGACAUCAUGUUUAUCCUACGACGGCGCAGAAUUCCGGAUACGUUACUCAUUCGCAUACACGACGAUUAAGUUAAUUGACGCGUUUACUAAACGCACAUGUAUAUGCGCGGGGAUCAGCGUCGGUACGAAGAGUCUAUUGCAGUUCUAUGACGCUCAAUAAAUUCGACGAAAUUAACCGGGGAGCCUGGAUGCAAGAUUAUGCAAGCGGCGAGUCUUAAAGAAACUGAAAAAUAGCUUUAAGCCUGUAAAUUAUUAAGCUAGAAGAGAAUCUAGUAAAAUAGUACAAAUAUUUGACAUUGUUUGAGAAAAAGGCACUUUGUUUUUGAGCAAGUUUUUCUGGUUUCUUCGGGAUUCAUCACUUAUUACUAUCUUGCAUUCGGGUCUCUGCUUCGUCCACGAUAUAUCUGUAAGUACUUGAGUGUGCAUUGUAUUUUAUGUUGAUCGAGAAUGACGGAGUAGUGCCAUCUCGACGAAAGAAUACUGCGUGACGUCACACAAAUAGCGAUGUAUUUUUUUCUUAUCGAAAAAUGAAAUUGUAGCAUAUUAGUUUGUAGUGCCACUUUUCUGUUCGGACAAAUUAUUUUUAUGCAGCUCCUUAAACACUUCACAUAUCACGCAACGGUAUUAAUUAACAGUCUUCGGGACAAAUUAUGUACUUCAUUAUUUGUCAAAAGUUAACUGAGCACUCGUGAAUGAAAAAUAUUUCUCAUCGACCGUUGUGUGACGUCGACAGCCAAACGCAGUGUCGAGCGACGAUGAGACUACGAUCGCGUCGUUUCCUGCAGGAAGUACCUAUUUCUAACGAUAAAAACAAAGUAAUAUUAAUAUUAAAAUAACUUAUGGAACAUUAUGACAAUGAGUGAUUUUGAGUACAUGUUCGCCGCGGACGCGUUUGGCGGCGAAAUACCCGGGACGUUCCCGGUGUAAUCAGAUUCGUAGACAUGAAACAGAGAAAUAAAAAAAAAAAACAAAAAACAAAUAAAGAGAGAAAAAGAAUCGAACAUGAAUUCGAACUGCUACGCGAGUUACGCGAUUGAAUCUAUAUACAUACGAUAAGUAUAAUUACGUCAUCGUGUAAUUAUCGCCGUUUUCCGUGUUGGCGUACGCAAUUUGUUCAUUUAUCGUCCGAUUCGUCUUCGCCGUAAAUUCGAGCUCGUACGCGAAACGAUAUUAUAACAAGUGAGAAUAUAUGACGGUGAAGCGAUUAUUAGUACAUUACUUGUUAUAAUAAAAAAGAAGAAUCAUGUGUUACUAAUGCAUGUCUCGACUCUCACUAA
This is a messenger RNA of Linepithema humile (Argentine ant), 8733 nucleotides long. It is a transcript of the gene SERCA, whose product is annotated as ATPase sarcoplasmic/endoplasmic reticulum Ca2+ transporting SERCA. Gene Ontology annotation, cellular component: membrane. Gene Ontology annotation, biological process: intracellular calcium ion homeostasis; calcium ion transmembrane transport. The record is from RefSeq and is a predicted model, not a curated record. Gene Ontology annotation, molecular function: P-type calcium transporter activity; ATP binding; ATP hydrolysis activity. Lineage: Eukaryota; Metazoa; Arthropoda; Insecta; Hymenoptera; Formicidae.